Molecule: messenger RNA, 5079 nt
Organism: Porites evermanni
Lineage: Eukaryota; Metazoa; Cnidaria; Anthozoa; Scleractinia; Poritidae
Source: the annotation of a GenBank genome assembly
AAAUCGCAGGUUGAUUGUGCAGAAACGAAUGGUAAUUCACCACAUCUUUCAAGGCGAUCGCUGAAUGAGAUAGAGAACUCCGAGAAAAGUGGAAUUCCUUUGAAUACUCCAUGGACGUUGUGGCAUGACAAGUAAUCCACCGUAGCAAAUUAUUUUAUUCUUUUCUUCCUUGGUCGUUUUCGAGUCGUCUCCUUUUAUCUUGUUAUUUUCAGAUAUGUGCGUGGAGCUACGGCCGCAGAAUAUGCUGCUAAUCUUCGUAAAUUGUACACAGUAACGACGGUUCAGGUAUUUCUUAGUUAAGGUUAUUUUCGAUGUUGAAAGGUUUCAUCUUAUAGUUUGCUAGUAAUUUGAGCUGUCAAACGUUGACAGCCGAAGGUUCCUGUAGCGUAAUAAUUACUAAAAGUCUUGAAAUGAGGGCAGUAUUUUGCACUUUUUGCUAAAUAAACCUAUUAUAAACAAGAGAAAGCAAAUCGUCGUAUGCAUUUUUAUGAUAUGAAGUAGUCAAAAAAUAAAGCCAUAUAUCGAUAAUAUUUUCAAGACUCAAGUGUAGUGUUUUGACUGCAAAAAUGAAUAAAUUAAGGGUGGCAGACUUGUCAUUUUGUUUGUGGCGAUUGCACAUCUAUAUUCCUAGAAGGAUGAAAACAUGAAGUUUUAUCAGUACUCGCACUUGAAAAAUGGAACAAAAAAGAAUUAUUUUAUUUCUUAAAUCUUAAACAUAUGGCACAUUAAAGAUAUUGAUUUUUUAUGGGGUUCUGUCUAUAUGUCUGCGUGUACGUACACCUGAAAAGGUAUAGAUUUCCUUUGUUGAAGAUUGUCGAUGUUUCAAUGUUCAGCUGCACAGGAAACUCGAACAUCACCAAUUGUUGUGUUAUUGUUAAACUAUGUAUAUUAAAUAGAAAACUCCAAGCUCAACUAAGAAUUUUUAUUUUUUGGGAAAUAAAACCACCUGUUUAUGCACAUGUGUGCAGCAUUACUUUCUGUUAUUGAAGGAUUUGGGGCUGUCAUGAGCAUCAGUUUAUGGAAAGGAUGUGUUCUUUUUUUUCUUUUUCUUUUCCUUCUCCUGCAGAUAUAGGCAUAUUUUUAUCCCCUAAAAAUUUUUCAUCUGUUCGGAUUUCCUAGCUGAAAGUCUAGCGAUCCGAAAAUUGUAGGGAUCAAAACUUACCUUUUCGAAAAUUUCAGCCAGAAAAAAGGCUCCCGAAAAUUCUAGGUGACCUUCUUAGUGUAAAAUUUCGUCAAAAAUGGGCAUUUUUGGGGGGUUCAAAAAUCCUAGGAGAGGCAGGCAAGCUAGAAAUUCAACAACAAAUGUUCCGAAAAUUCUAGAUCUCAGAUCGUCUUCCGAACAGAUAUUUUCCAAAAAUUGUCGUUUGAUGCCCCUGAUUGGUCCUGAAAUAGGACUCACAAAUAUCAGACAGUUGUGUAUGGCAACCAAAAGAUCAGUAGUUUUCAUAGCCCCAGAUGGAACUACGCUACUUUGAAUAUAAUUGACAACAAAAAUGUUCUAGAAGACAUAACACAGAAAAUAACUCAACAUCUGCAUUAAUUUUAUCUCCUUGUGUGUGUUCGGUAAAUACACAUAGGAGCUUAAUGGGCUCCUGUUUAACUUUCAUGUACUUGUGCUUUAUGUGACAACUUAGAUUGUAUCUUCUUGUUCCAUACGUGCCUUUGUUCUUGUUUUUCUUUUCUUUUCUUUUUUUCUGUUUUUUUUUGUCCUCUAGAGUUGAUGUGUAUAGUACAGUGUAACAGUACAUGUAUGUUUUUCCUCUGCCCACCUUAACUUGCCGAGUUGCUUGGAAACAGAGGAUAUUUAGAAUAUUUAAUUUAACAAAAACUGUGUGCAUAAUUCUAUCUUCUUUCUUUGUACAUUACUGAAAGUUGGUAAAUUACAUGUACCCUCUUAUAUAUAUUAUUAUUAUUUUAAUAUAGAGUUUCUGGAGUGUGUUUAAUAACAUCCCUCGCACCUCAUGUCUGGAUAUGAGAACAAGUUAUCACUUUAUGCGUGGAGAGAGAAAACCACUUUGGUAAGUUAAUGAAACCACUUUGUUGCAUAGUCUGCACACAUGUACUUGUUGAUCUCCCUUACUUUCAACACAAGUUUAAAAGUCCCUCCCUUUUAGAUUAGGGUGCAAAACCAUGGACCUCAUCUCUCAGCUCUUUCAUUUUUCUAAUUCUUGUGGGAUGUACCUUAUUAUAGGAAAUCAACGCUCCAAGAAAUUAACACAAAUCGUUAAAAUUUGCGUUAAUUUAAGUCGCAUUCAUUUUGUUGAGCAUUAAUUUCCGCAACGUUAAUUAAGUGCAGCGUUAAUUUCCCCGCUCUUAAUUUCCAGUAUUUUAACUCCAAUUUUGGAACCUGUCCAGAUUCUUGACACCUAAAAAACAUUAACUACAAGCUUUCUUUCUUUCCAUUUACCCUUUGUUUUUCAUCUUUCACUAAAGCUACGGUGAAGGUUUACAAUAUCUCGAGUUCAUCUUCAUCCUUGUUGCAGUCAGAAGUGAUGUCAGUAUCUUCUCCUUUGACCAACUGUGUCUUAAUCGCGUUAAUUUCCUUUAUUAUGAAAUUCUACCUUCUCUUUGGUGUUAAUUUUCUUUAUUCGAAAGUUGUUUUCCAUUAAAUUCGCGUUAAUUUAAGUCGCGUUAAUUUCCAAUACCUUAAUUUCAUGGAGCGUCAAUUUCCUAUAAUAAGGUAAUAGAACCCACACUGCUGUUCUUGAAGAGAAGGAGACGUAGACCCCAGUAGCUUGGUCAACCUUUAAAUGUGUGAUUCUAAGGGCGUGCAUUGCUUUCAGUAAAAACCACAGGGUUUGCAAAUUUUAUUGAUGAGUGGAGUCAGUAUGACUUCUGCUUCACAAACUUUGGAGUUAUUUUGGAGUAUUUGGAGUCAAGUAUCACAACGAAAAAAGCCAUUGUCAGACUUUCCAGCACGUGGUCCGGGCGUGUAUACACUAUCGUGAGGGAUACACGAAGUAGCUGUGGCGGUCCGCUAACCUGGAAAGCUCAAAUCUAUGAAGGCAGUCAUCGAGUAAACUUUGAUCAUAAUUUACCCUCUUCCUGUUUUACCGUGCAGUAUAAUUCUUUAAUUUCAAUGAUUUAAUUAAUGUUUACAACAUUUACAAUAAUUAACGUAAAUUGUAUUUGUUGCGAAAAAGGUAAGGACAAAACUAUGUUUGUUACCGAAAAUUUCUGGAGUCGAAGUGACUCCCUCGAUAACCUCAGUGGAGUCAUCUGAACAAUUUUGGCAUAAAAUACAACAAAUUUGGCAUAUUUGCGAACCCUGAAAACAGGUCUACAUCUAAAUGAUAAUGAUGAUGAUGAUGAUGAUGAUGAUAAUGAUGAUGUUGUUGAUAAUGAUAUUGAUGACCCUAUUUUAAUUAUUGUUUGAACAUCAACAGGGAGGACAAGGAAAAUGUUAAUGGUGGUUAUUGGAAAAUGAGGUGUGCCAAGCACAAUACAGUAAGUUUAAGAGUUAGUGUUUGCAAGAAUUUAAUUCACAACGGGUGCACUAGACCUAUAUUCACAGCAGAAAACAUCCUUACAGCUGUACAAUGUACAUGUAUAACAAAAAUCCCCACAAUCUUUUUCUUUUAUUUAACUCUGUACCACUUUGUCCUACAGUGUAAGUCUACUUUAAUUAGGCAAGGUAAUUUUUAUUUGUUUACUUUUAUUAUCAUUAAUUUUUUAUUGAACAUUAUUAGUAAUUAAAAAUGUACUGAGUAUUAUUAUUAUUUUUGUUCUUCUUCUUAUUUAUUUAUUUGCAAACUGUAUCUUAUUUAUUCAUUUCAUAAUGGUAUCAUUUUUGUGUACAUGUAUGUCUCCGUAAUAGUAACAAUUUUAUAGAUACCCUGUACCUCUCCCAGUAUUUGAUGUUGUUUAACUCUUUUCUUGUCAAUAGGAUAAAGUGUGGAAAGAGUUACUUUUGGCAGCCAUCGGUGAACAAUUUGUUGACAGUGUCAGACAAGGUAGAAAACAUUUUAAUAACAAAAACCACCCUUACCACAAUAAAAGUAGCUUUAUUAAGGUACGGAAAAUUAUUUUAUUGAAGAUAGUUCUUGACAAUAAGGGAAGGUUGUUAAUAGAGUUUACCCAGUUUUUAGCAAAAAAGGUCUUUUUCUGUGUUGAUCCAAUUUCAAUUUUCCUACAAUGGUCGUUAAUCAUUUAGUUGUGAUGAAUAGUUUCUGUAAAGCAUAAAGCAUCUUUUCUAUAGACUUGAAAAAUAUUUGUCUUCUUAAUGUAGCCCACUUAAAAACAGAUUGGAAGGAUUGAGUCAAAGGAUUGAGUCAAACGAUUUCUUUACAAGUAAAGUACACAAUGUAGUGAGAAUUCAUUAAAAUAAUGUAACAACCCAUGAGAUGAGGAUUGUCAAGAUUUUUCUUGAUGUGCAUAUUAUAUUUCUACCACAAAUGGAUGUGAAUAUUGUUUCAAAUAAAAAAAAUAGUUUUUGCUACGUUUUAGAUGAUGAAGUGUGCGGUAUCAGUGUUUCUGUGCGCGAAAGAGAUGACAUAAUUCAAGUGUGGAAUUCAAAUGCUUAUGCUGUUGAAGAUGCGACGGUAAAAUUUUGAUUUUGCCUGUCAUUUGAUUACAGCUCAGUGUAAAAUUAAUGAUAACUUGUACAUGUACAUGUAGUCAUCUAUUAAUACUGAUUUGUUUAAUUUAAGUAAUUUGUAUUUGUAAAAAGUUUUUUUAUUGCCGUGAUCAGUUGUUAUGCAUCAAAAUUGAAUCAUAUUUGCAAAGAAAAAUAUCAAUGCCGGCACUUAAUCUGAAUUGUUUUGUGUGUAUCAGAUAUUGGACAAAUUGAGGGACCUUGUACCGGAUGUUGACUUGUUUGAUGAUUUCUAUAAAUGUAAGGACAAUUUAAUUGUUAUAAUCUUUGUGAUUUGUGGCCAUUACUGUACUUGUAAUUUCAGUUGCCAUGCUUGUUGACAGAUGGAGAUUUUAUGCAACCUUUGACUGUCUUGUAAUAAUAAAAUUAUCUUAAUUAAUUUCUGUUUGCUAUCAUUCUUUCCAGCACACCAAGCUCAUGAAGCUUUUGAAGGGGCGAGACCCAGGCCCACAAAGCCGCCUGGUUUUCCAUUUGGGAGGGACUGA